AUUGUCGCUGUUGUUUAUUCUGUAAUGUUACACAUUCACAGUGGAUUUUGAGAUGCAAUUUACUUUGAGUAUUACGUAUUGAACAUUUCAUAAUGUACGAAGGUUCUUUAUGCGUCUGUUGCAUGUCCACUGACGAUUUACUUGGUUUGUUUGAAGUUAGAAAAGUGAACAAUUUUGAAGAAAAUUACGCCAAAAUUUUGAAUUCCUGUUUGAAUGUUCAGCUAUCUCCACAAGAUGGCCAUGAUUCAAUAUGUGCAGUCUGUGUAGCCAGCCUCAAACAAUGUGUGACUUUUAAGAAACAAAUCCUUAGAAGCAUAUCCGUGAUUUUAUCAAUUGACUUAUCACAAAUAUUAAGUGAAGAAGACGUGGCAGUUUUAGGAUUAUUGCAAUCAGAGAAAGACAUUAUUACAAAAUCACAGAUUAAUGUGAAUCAAGAAAUUAUUAAUAACAAUUGUGACGGCUUACAUUCGAAGAAAUGCGAAGCCCCCUCCCCGCCGUCUUCCCCUAAGACGACAAACAAACACAAACGCCCAGUGGGUCGACCGCGCACACAUCCAAAAGAUAAUAUUCCGUAUGAAAUAAAUCGUGAAGAGAGAAAUUGCCGGGAGUGCGGUGUACAGUUUUUGAAUUAUUUCUCAUUAAAGAAACAUUACAACACACACUUCCGAAAUCACAUAUGUACAGUGUGCAAGAAGGGUUUCAUGACACGAAUUAGUCUGAUGAAGCACCAAAAGACCCACCAGAAGGGACCUUUUUCUUGUGAUAUUUGUCAUACCCAAUUUCGCACUUUGAACUCUGUACAAAGCCACAAGCACUUCAAGCACACAGCGCGUUCACGUCGGCUUCCUCCAAACGAGCCUCUACCGUGCCCUUAUUGCGACAGAGUUUUUACUUGGUCAGGAGAUAGGAAUCGUCAUAUACAAAAUCAACAUGAAAUCCGCAUGUACCCUUGCCCGAACUGCGGCAUCAAGUUGAAGAAAACGUCUCUCCGUUCACAUUUAUUCCAACGCCAUAAUAUUGGUACUGGAUACAAAUGCGCAGUUUGUGACGCUAUGAGGGUCACGCGAGCUGCGCUAGCGCGACACAUGGACUCCCACUUGGAUAUAAGAAGGUAA
This is a messenger RNA of Hyposmocoma kahamanoa, 1115 nucleotides long. RefSeq names its product zinc finger protein 184-like. The coding region runs from base 93 to 1115 and encodes 340 amino acids. Gene Ontology annotation, biological process: regulation of transcription by RNA polymerase II. Gene Ontology annotation, molecular function: DNA-binding transcription factor activity, RNA polymerase II-specific; RNA polymerase II transcription regulatory region sequence-specific DNA binding; zinc ion binding. Gene Ontology annotation, cellular component: nucleus. The transcript has 8 exons. The record is from RefSeq and is a predicted model, not a curated record. NCBI's taxonomy places the organism in Eukaryota, Metazoa, Arthropoda, Insecta, Lepidoptera, Cosmopterigidae.